This is a messenger RNA of Pestalotiopsis fici W106-1, 1467 nucleotides long. RefSeq lists its product as uncharacterized. The transcript has a single exon. The record is from RefSeq and is a predicted model, not a curated record. The coding region runs from base 1 to 1467 and encodes 488 amino acids. Lineage: Eukaryota; Fungi; Ascomycota; Sordariomycetes; Amphisphaeriales; Sporocadaceae.
AUGUCAGUCAGCGCCAAUGUCACGGUGAAAAACAUUCGCAUCAAGAGAGUCGUCGCUCUCUCCGACCACCAGGACGAACAUGUAACUGUCGAUGUACCUCAAGUUGACCCCUUCUUUGCCUUCAACGCGAUAUACGUGCCACCGGCGACAGCUCUCUUCAGGUUGAGCAUCCUCGUGAAUAAAGCGACUGUAUACCUGCAGCUCUCACCCAAUCGCAUCGAAUCGCUGAAAAAGACCACUUGCGACCAUAGGAAGAAGGAUACUGGGAUAUGCUUUGAUGUCAUUAGUAAGCAUUUGGGUGGCCAUCUCUCUUUUACACGCCUCGAGUUUCAGCUCCUCCGUCAUGCCGAUAUCAUUGUUCCGAAGGAGUUCAGCUUGGAUCACUGUGACGCUGAGGCAAGAUGCACGUUUGCGGCGAUUGUCUCGUUAGCCACCGCCACAAACUUCUCCCUCUACAUGCCACGCGACAUCCUCCCAAAUGCGGAUUACAAGGGCUUCUCUGGCGCUGUCCAACAACGUUCGAAAUCGACAGAGGACCAGGAUUCCGAGUUGAAGCGAUUGGCAGAUAUCCGAAAGUUGUAUAAUGGUAGAGGCGGUGUAUUAUUUGACCCUGAUCAAUAUCGCCCUUUGACACAUGUACCCGAAGUUGUUACUGUUGUCCCCACACCAGAUGACAUCAAGACGGAUGGGUCUUCCCGGUCGGUAUGCGAGCAAUCAACAGCGUCCGACUCGGACACUACUAUUGCCACUAUUGCUAUUGGCACUCCGCCUGAGUAUCAAGCCAAUGACAUUCCACCGCCGUCUUAUUGUAUGUCAUUAGCAACUCAUCUUUCAUGCCAAAAUCUAACGCCCACAGGUGCAUCAGCAGAGGGACCUAGACACGCAUCACCUCACCCCAACCCUGAAAAUGACCGCAAGCACGACUUAAGUAGUGAUGAGAGCAAUAUCGACUCACACUCACUCUUCAAAAGGAGACGAUUACAGGCGUCGACCGUGGAUACCUUGUCCCAUUCCCACUUCGCAGCUACGCAUUCCACCAGAGCACUCGAAAUCCAAGUUAGGAAGCAACAAGAAGAAAUUGAGCACCUCAAGGCAGAAAUGGCGACGCUUCAGAGACGGACUGACGCCCUCCAGAAACAGUGCAAUGAUAUGGAGAGGCGGAGCGACGGUUUAGAGGAUCUAGAGAGUCGUCAAGAAUCAGUGGAGAAGACUCUUGAGUCUGUGUACGCGAAUAUUGAUGACGAGGUUGAGCAGGGUUGUCUAGUAGUCAAGGACGAGCUUCGUCAGGAAUUCGAGGGCAUGAUGAAUGAUCACCUAGACUUGUGGACCGAAGAAAACAUGGGUGAGAUGGUUGAAGGAUAUAUGGGAAAGUGUAUGGAGCAGUAUAUGACCAAGUACGUGGAGGAGCAUGUGGCAGGCUUCAUGGCCGACUUGAGAAGAAAACUUCGCAGCGUCUUGAACGACUAA